Messenger RNA from Drosophila ananassae, 3993 nucleotides. It is a transcript of the gene Galphaq, whose product is annotated as G protein alpha q subunit. Gene Ontology annotation, biological process: phospholipase C-activating dopamine receptor signaling pathway; adenylate cyclase-modulating G protein-coupled receptor signaling pathway. The transcript has 10 exons. Gene Ontology annotation, molecular function: G-protein beta/gamma-subunit complex binding; G protein-coupled receptor binding; guanyl nucleotide binding. Lineage: Eukaryota; Metazoa; Arthropoda; Insecta; Diptera; Drosophilidae. Gene Ontology annotation, cellular component: heterotrimeric G-protein complex. Bases 1150 to 2211 code for a protein of 353 amino acids. The record is from RefSeq and is a predicted model, not a curated record.
UGCAUCGAUGAAACAAUUCGCCAUCGGUGUAUCGAUGCUUCUCCACUCUAGUAAAGUAUACGGUCGUGCGUCAAAAAGCGAAAAAUGCAAAAUUAAAUAUGUUGUGAGUAGCGAGAAAUGCAAAAUCGAAUAUGUUUUCCACUGCAUACAGAAAAAUAAACAAAUACAAGAAGCAUAAAGUAUGCAGAAAAUUAAAUACAAAAGGAGCCACUAAGUGUUUCGUGUGAAAUCAAUUUAAAGUUAAACGUUCGUCGUUGUCGCCCGUCUCGUACAUACUUUUUACGUUAUAUUCUUCAAUUUUCACACCAACAAUAUGAAUAAAUAAAUUUUUCAUACAAAAAAUAAAUAAAAUAAAGCAUACAAAAGCACCAGUAAACCAGUAAUUUAAUAAAACAACAACAAACACGUUCCUUAAAAAAAUAAAAACAAAAAACAAAACAAACAAAUGUUUUCCAAAACCACAAAAACCAACUAAAAUCGUAAUGCUUUUUGAAAAUUAGUAUAAGCCACUAAACAAAACGGCGCAACCGCGAAAACUUUGAUAAAAAAAAUAACUAAGAAACUGACAUUUUUUGAGAGAAAAACCGAGAUACUUUUUUGUAUAAAAAAUAGUGCUAGAAACUAAAAAAAAAAAAGGGGACUUUCUGGACAUCAUCUUGUUGGAGAACUUUAUGAAUAGUCUCUGGAUCGUCGUGGUCGUCGUGUUCGAUGUGGUCUUUGUUCAUUCGUAGUCAUCAUUCGCAGCCUCCGAGUCCGAAUCCGAGUCUGGGCUAGACUCUAGACCUCUCUCUAUAUCGUAAGCAAUAGCCAAAGAACGCCAGAAGGGAGCCAGGAGCCAGGAGCAAGGAGUAGCAGCCAAAGUACAAAUGCCUCACGGGUAUCUUCGAUCCGAGACAAGUCUUGAAUUCAUUCUUGAAUGAGCAGUUCCCAAACCCCCACCACCACCACCACCACCAGCAACGCAACCAAUUAGAUUAGGCUACUACGGGCGAGGUGACUGUCCAGAAUAGGAGGAACCAAAAGGAAGGAGGAACACCACCCACCCACUACAUACAUCCACAGACACACAUCUAUCUAUUCUAGACGGUACGGCGAGUCGAGUGGUAGUAGUGGCUGCAGUACGCGAAAGCGUCCACAAAUCUAGUUAGCAUGGAGUGCUGUUUAUCGGAGGAGGCCAAGGAACAAAAGCGCAUCAAUCAGGAAAUCGAGAAGCAGUUGCGCCGAGACAAGAGAGAUGCGCGUCGUGAGCUUAAACUGUUGUUGCUGGGCACUGGCGAGUCCGGGAAGUCAACGUUCAUCAAACAGAUGCGUAUUAUCCACGGCAGCGGUUACUCGGACGAGGACAAGCGUGGCUACAUCAAGCUGGUCUUUCAGAACAUAUUCAUGGCCAUGCAGUCCAUGAUCAAGGCAAUGGAUAUGCUAAAGAUAUCCUAUGGCGUGGGAGAGCAUAGCGAACUGGCCGAUCUGGUGAUGAGCAUUGAUUACGAAACAGUGACCACCUUUGAGGAUCCAUACUUGAAUGCCAUUAAAACGCUAUGGGACGAUGCUGGCAUCCAGGAGUGCUACGAUCGUCGUAGGGAAUAUCAGCUAACUGAUUCAGCCAAAUACUAUCUGAGCGACCUGGCUCGUAUUGAGCAGGCUGACUACUUGCCCACCGAGCAGGACAUUCUGCGUGCUCGAGUGCCGACCACCGGCAUUCUUGAGUAUCCAUUCGAUUUGGAUGGCAUUGUUUUUAGAAUGGUAGACGUCGGCGGUCAGAGAUCGGAGAGAAGAAAGUGGAUUCAUUGUUUUGAGAAUGUGACAUCAAUUAUCUUUUUGGUAGCGCUAUCGGAGUACGAUCAAAUCUUGUUUGAAUCUGAUAAUGAGAAUCGAAUGGAGGAGUCCAAAGCUUUAUUUAGAACUAUUAUUACGUACCCAUGGUUCCAAAAUUCGUCAGUUAUUCUCUUCUUGAACAAGAAGGACUUGUUGGAGGAGAAAAUUAUGUAUUCGCAUUUGGUAGACUAUUUCCCAGAAUAUGAUGGUCCGCAACGAGAUGCAAUAGCGGCCCGAGAAUUUAUACUGCGAAUGUUUGUAGAUUUAAAUCCAGAUUCCGAAAAAAUAAUCUAUUCUCAUUUCACCUGUGCUACAGAUACGGAAAAUAUUAGGUUUGUGUUUGCAGCUGUUAAGGACACGAUCCUGCAAUCGAACCUUAAGGAAUACAAUUUGGUCUAAACUGGAUUUGGAUCAGCAAACUAUUUUUGUGAUUUUUAUACAAACACACACAUACACAUUCAUAUAAUUCCUUUUUUCGCAUAUUUACUAAAUAUAAAAGAAGAAUUGAUAAGCGAGCGAAUGUGGCCGAAAACAAAAAAAAAAUUAGGCAUUAAUUAAUUAGACCCGAGAAAGUUUCUUUAGUUUGUAACAUCAGGAACCGAAACAAAACAAAACAAAACAAAAUAAAUUGUAGCAUAAAUAGAAUACUAAAAACCAGCAGAAUCAGAAUCAGAAUCAGCAUCAACAGAAUGAUAGUAAUAUAUAUACAUUUUAAUUUCGAGUGAAGGAAUAAUAAUAAAGCGAAAAUCUGAUAAAAGUACUAAAAACCAGGCUGACGACCAAUAAGCCGGCCAGACAGACGAACUUUAACCUUAGGUAACCGACUAUUAAGUGCAAUAGAUUCUUUUAUUAACUUUAGGACCUACUAUUUCGGGAUUUUGAUCAACUGGCCAUUAUUCUCAAUGGCCCAUAGUGUUAUUCUUUUUAACAAAUUUUUACAUAAUUGUAGUAGUUGUGAGUUGUGCGCGUUGAAUGAAAAUAUUUUAAUGGCCGAGUUAUUGGUCGUCGUCCUGCAUUAUUUAAAUAAAUUUAUUACUAUAGAAACUUUUGUAAUAAAAAAAAGAAAAGAAAGUAAAUUUAAUCAAAAGCUUAAUGAGGAACAACAAACUGAAACAACUUUGUCGUACUGAAGCAUAAUAGAGCAACAUUUUACUAAAAAUAAACUACAGAAACAAACAACAAAAUUUAUAAAUAAAACAACAACAAAAAAUAUAAAUAAAAAAUGAAACAAUUUUUGAAUAAAAAUCCCCCGGAAUAUAUAUAUUCAAAGAAUUAUAUAUGCUAGAAGAAGUUUCUCAUUAGAAUUUCGAGGCAUAUAAGGCGUGUAUAAAAUAAAUAAUAAUUACAAAAUGAAAGUCUAUAAACUGAUUAAGAGGAAAUGCAGAAUUCAAACGAAAUCACAGAGAAAAUACUGUAUUUUUUAUUAAGCUAAACCGUAAAUAUUGAAACUAUUGUUUACAGACAAAAAAAUAAUUAAAACUAUACCCAUGCAAACCGAUAAUAUAAAAAAUAAUUCAUAAACGCAUAUGUAACAAUUAAUAAAUUUAUUGAUUUGUAUUGCGGGAGCCCCAACCUCCCUCCCCCCUCCCAUUCAUUGUAAAUUACAAUUCGUAUUAAUACCACGACAAAAACGAUAUCUAAGGGAAAAAAUAUUAAAGAUGAAUCUGUAACCGAAACGCCAUUCUCAUGGAGCAUCCAUAUAAAUAAUAAUAUAACACCUUUCUUUGUAAAAAAAACAAAAAAAACAAUGUCGAUAACCAUAUAUGCAACAGCAACAACAAAAUCCAUGCAACUUAUUGAUAUUUAAUCAGAAAUCAGAAAUCAAAAAUCCGAAAUCAGAGAUCAGACAUCAGGAAAAAUAGCUAUGAAGAAGGGAAACGUACUUUAGUUGCCAUCUAAAUUUCAGUCGAAAAAAAGCACAAAUUGUUAUCAAAUAUUAUACGCGUAGAAACAGUUGAAGUAUGUAGCUUGAUUUUCGUAAAUUUUAAAUUAACUUUGUUAGUUGUUUGCUUAUUUUAUAGAUCUAAUGUAUAAUGCAACAGUGGAGGCACUUAGCGGAGGCCCGUCCUGGCCAGGUGUGUCCAAUGUUUUGUUUUUGUUUUUAUAAUUUUAGUUUAAUUUAAUAUAUAAAAAAAUUAUAACUAAAUGAGACGCACAUCAACAGAUAAACUAUAAAUCCAU